CGGAGCGGCAGCAUGGCGGAGAGCGCGGCGGGCGGCAGCGGCGGAGCGCGGUACCGGGGCGCCUUCAACCCCGACACCUGGGAGGAGGAGCUGGAGGCCAUCCCCAUGUUCAUGAAGCGCUGCCCGGCUGAGAUCGACGUGGCGCGGCAGCCCGACCUGGCCUGCCUGCAGUCCCUCCUGUUCGACGAGGAGCAGAGCCCCGCAGAGCUGGCCAAGAUGUACAAAAACGAAGGGAACGAGUACUUCAAGGAGAAGGACUACAAGAGAGCUGUGGUGGCCUACAGCGAGGGGCUGAAGAAGAAAUGUGAGGACCCCGAGCUGAACGCCGUGCUGUACACAAACCGAGGGGCUGCACAGUUCCACCUGGGUAACUACCGCUCUGCUCUCAAUGAUGCCAUCCAAGCCAGAAAGCUGAAGCCCACCCAUCUCAAAGCAAUCAUCAGAGGAGCCCUCUGCCACAUGGAGCUGAAGAACUUCUCUGAAGCAAUAGCAUGGUGUGAGGAGGGCAUGCUAAUAGAUUCCAAAGAAAAAAAGCUUGUGGAAACAAGAGCUAAAGCUGACAAAUUGAAGCGAGCUGAGGAGCGGGAUGCAAGGAAGGCAAAGGUGAUGGAGAAGAAGGAGCAGUGUCAAAAGGAAAUCUUGCUUGCAGCAAUAAAGGAAAGAAACAUCAAGCUGGUUCUUGAGCCUUCAAAUGAGGAAGAGGAGCUCUCAGGUGGCCUGGCUGAGAUAUCCUUAGAUGGGUUCCACUCUGGCAAUGCCAUGGGGGCCAAGGUGCACUUAGAUGCUGAUGGCAACCUGAACUGGCCUGUCCUCUUUCUGUACCCUGAGCACGAGCAGACAGACUUCAUUGCAGCUUUCCAUGAGAGGUCCAGGUUUAUUGAUCAUUUAAUGGUGAUGUUUGCUGAGUUACCUGCUUGGGAUGUGGAAAGAAAAUACCUUCCCAGCAAUCUGGAGCUCUACUUUGAGGAUGAAGAAAGAGCAGAAAUGUAUGAGCUGAACCCAGGCCACACCUUGCUACAGGUGCUGCAGCACGAAAGGUAUUUUGUGAAAGCUGGGACCCCAACAGUUUUGGCACUUGUAAAGCACUCUCCUUUCUCCAAGAAGUAUUUCAGCGGCAAGAAGGUGCAUCGGCUGUCGUGAGCAGGAGCGAAACGAGGAACCCUCUGCAAGAGGCUGCUGUUUGGCAUCCCAGCUGCAGCCUGCAAGCUCCUGCUGGAGCAAAAAUACCUUGCACACUUCAGGGGAGAAGUAACCUUGGCACACAGGGAAACUUCCAGGAAAGCAGCACAGGAGAAUGAAGGGCUUACCAGAGGGGAUUAUUUGUUUGAAAAGAAAUCCAGCUGGCUUGCAGAAGGUCUUCUCUAGCACAGGCUGCAUGAGGUUUUGAAACAAACCUGAAGCAGUGCCAAACGCUGGCUGCAGCUGAAGCAACAGCAGCUGGGGAUAUGCUGACUUACCUGUGACAAAUCACUGAUUGCCUUGGAGGUGGGCUGUAGCUGCUGGGUUUUAACAGCAGUGGUCUGGGGAGAUACCUGCCUUGGUGCAGCAGGCUGGAUGCAGUCAGAUUCCUGCCUGGGAUAAGCAGCUGCUGGGUUUUCGCCACUUGGCUCUGCUGCUGCCCAGGGUAAAGCAGAGCCCUUGGUUUGGAGCAGUGUUUUACUGACCUUUUUUAUUGCCUAACUGACUGUCCUUUAGAACCUGGAAAUAAAGAUGUCUGUUUUAAGUAGACUGAUUUCUGGCCAGUAAAGGAGAUGGUAACUCUUCUCACCUCAUGAAACACCAACUGUGAAUGGAGAAUGACCAACUGUGACUCUAAACCCAAACACAACAGCCUUGUCCACUACCCUGACUGAUUCAGCCAACAGCCAUGUUCUGUGCUGCUGUAUUAGC
Messenger RNA from Dryobates pubescens (Downy woodpecker), 1890 nucleotides. It is a transcript of the gene TTC4, whose product is annotated as tetratricopeptide repeat domain 4. The record is from RefSeq and is a predicted model, not a curated record. NCBI's taxonomy places the organism in Eukaryota, Metazoa, Chordata, Aves, Piciformes, Picidae. The transcript is spliced from 10 exons. Gene Ontology annotation, molecular function: Hsp90 protein binding. Bases 13 to 1140 code for a protein of 375 amino acids.